Notothenia coriiceps (black rockcod) is the source of this 364-nucleotide messenger RNA. Its product is annotated as FRAS1-related extracellular matrix protein 1-like. Lineage: Eukaryota; Metazoa; Chordata; Actinopteri; Perciformes; Nototheniidae. The transcript is spliced from 2 exons. The annotation marks the transcript as partial. Gene Ontology annotation, biological process: anatomical structure morphogenesis. The record is from RefSeq and is a predicted model, not a curated record.
UCUCCUGCUGUGUUCAGGUGGAUCGUGUGGAUAGGUUACCGCCUAGUCUGUCCACCAGGCGAAUUCCUAGCACUGUGGUGGGUCUAGGCGGGGGCCGGUAUGGCAUCUUCAUCACCUCAAAACACCUGCAGGCCUCCGACCCUGACAGCCCCGCGGAAGAGCUGGAGUUCUCCAUCAGCAGGCCUCCGCAGUUCGGCUACCUGGAAAAUGCUCUCACAGGAGCAUACAUCAGAGGUUGUUUCACGCAGCGGGACGUGGACCAGCGCGCCGUGGCCUUCGUCCUCCCUGCCGACAUGGAGGUGACGGCGGACAGCUUCCAGUUCCUCCUCACUGACCCUGCUGGAAACACCAUGCUACCCCAAAU